GCUGUGGCUCGGAGGGAGAUCGGAGCUCAGGUCAGUGUCUUUGUGGAUCUGCGCCAUGUGGAGCUCUCUGCUGUGCGUCGUGCUCCUGGCGGCCGGGGCCGCGUCCUUCGACAAACUCUCCAACUCCAAGCGCUGCGCGGACCCCGAGUGCAGCUACGCCAUCUCCGUGGGCGAGGUGGUCACCGACCACGAGGCUUCGGACUGUCGCUUUCUGAACCUCAAGGCUCGCCAGGUGGUGUUCGUCUUCUCCAAGCUCAAGCCUGCGCAGCCCGGGGCCCCCGAGUACUGGGCCGGCAGCGUGUACAAUGACCAGUACGCGGACUACGCGGCGCCCCUCGGCUACUUUCCCAGCAAAGUGAUCAACGAGACGCGGGUCUUCCACAAGAUCCGUCACGAGUACUCCACCAACGAAAACGACUUCGCCUGCGAUGAGGCGUGAGCGGGGCCGCGGGAGUGGCCCCCUUCGCGGAGGGCGAGGACUCGAGCUGGAUAUGAAGCAGCGUUCUCCCGCGUGAUCUCCCGCGUGCACACCGCAGUGUUUAUACCGACGACACGUGUAGACCGUGCGCAUGUAAUCCCACGUGUUAGUAGUAGUGGUGACUCAAUAAAGACGUCGAGAAAUCCAUCCUC
Messenger RNA from Lethenteron reissneri (Far Eastern brook lamprey), 630 nucleotides. RefSeq names its product otoraplin-like. The record is from RefSeq and is a predicted model, not a curated record. Gene Ontology annotation, molecular function: protein binding. Lineage: Eukaryota; Metazoa; Chordata; Hyperoartia; Petromyzontiformes; Petromyzontidae. Gene Ontology annotation, biological process: cartilage condensation.